AUGGCUGAUGUCGGUGGCUGGAGUACUAUCGAGUCAGAUGAGGGUCUCUUCACCUCUCUGAUCGAGACACUCGGAGUAAAAGACACCCAAUUCGAAGAGCUCAUCUCCCUAGACGCAGAGACAAUCCGGUCACUAGGCCCAGUCUACGGCGUAAUCUUCCUCUUCAAAUGGACACGCGAAGCAGCCGGCGCACGCGCCGAAGCCCCGCUCGACGGAACCUACGACCAAACCGCCACAGACAACCUCUUCUUCGCCGCACAAACAAUUCAAAACGCCUGCGGCACACAAGCCAUCCUCUCCGUAAUCCUCAACCACGACAACCCGCCCGCACCACAGCCAGCAAUCGAGCUCGGCGAAGAGCUACGCUCCUUCAAAGACUUCACAACGGGAUUCCCGCCUGAACUGCGCGGCGAAGCGCUCUCGAACUCGGAAACUAUCCGGACCGCGCAUAAUAGCUUUGCGCGUGCGAGCCCGUUCGCCGAUGAGACGACGCGGCCGCAGGAUGAUGAGAAGGGUGCGGAUGUUUACCAUUUCAUUGCGUAUACGCCUGUCAAUGGGACGCUGUACGAGCUUGAUGGUCUGCAGCCGUAUCCUAUUAGCCAUGGGCCGUGUGGGACUGGGGAGUUUCCUGAGAAGGUUAUUGAGGUUCUGCAGAGGCGUAUUGCGCGGUAUCCUCCUGAGGAGACGCAUUUCAAUCUUAUGGCUGUUGUGAAGGAUCCGAGGGGGAGGGCGAGGGAGAUUGGGGAUGUGGAGACACUUGAGAGGGAGGAGAGGAAGAGGGCUGCAUGGCAGUGGGAGAAUACGCUCAGACGGUGUAAUUUUGUUGGGUUCAUUGGGGAGAUCAUGAAGGGGGUUGUUGGGGUUAAGGAGAAGGAUCCUGAGGGGAAGGCUUAUGGGGAGUGGGUUGAGGGUGCGAAGAGGGAGACGAGGAAGAAGCUUGAGAUGGGCCGCUAG
Messenger RNA from Penicillium mononematosum, 954 nucleotides. RefSeq names its product putative 26S proteasome-associated ubiquitin C-terminal hydrolase. Gene Ontology annotation, molecular function: cysteine-type deubiquitinase activity. The record is from RefSeq and is a predicted model, not a curated record. The coding region runs from base 1 to 954 and encodes 317 amino acids. The transcript is spliced from 3 exons. Gene Ontology annotation, cellular component: cytoplasm. NCBI's taxonomy places the organism in Eukaryota, Fungi, Ascomycota, Eurotiomycetes, Eurotiales, Aspergillaceae. Gene Ontology annotation, biological process: ubiquitin-dependent protein catabolic process; protein deubiquitination.